CCUCAAAUAUGUGGAUGUUUUCUUGGCUUUGUGCCAUUUUAAUUAUUUUGGCUAUUGCUGGUAUGGACACAACAGCAAAGACCACACCAUAUACCAAAUUCACAAAGAAAUCUGAGGAAAAAGAGAUGCCAAAGGGUCCAAAGCCGUCCAGUGGCCAACCUCUGGAAGAAGAAGAAACCCCCUUCACAGAAGCGGCUGAAAUGGCACAACCAACCCCUGACCCCUCAUCUCUCAAUUCUGCCUUUGGUGCUGCCGCUUUCUUCCCCCGUGAAAACCUCACUCUUGACACAGCUGAUUUCUUUUUGAAUUGCUGUGAUUGUUGUUCAUCUGGACCAAGGCAAAAAGGAGAACCUGGAGAGAGUGGAAAGCCAGGUUUUAAGGGAGAGGCUGGUGAUAUGGGGAUCCCAGGGCCACCAGGAGUUGUUGGACCCCAAGGUCCAAAAGGCCAGAAAGGAGAAAAAGGACUUAAGGGAGAACGUGGGGACCAAGGAACAAGUGGAGUUCCAGGAUACCCCGGAAAGCCUGGAGAACCAGGGGAACUUGGUCCUAAGGGGGACAGAGGAAACACUGGCCUGGCAGGAGUGAAAGGACAAAAAGGCUCCAAGGGGGACACAUGUGCCAAUGGUACCAAAGGAGAGAAAGGAGAUAAAGGAGACCGAGGGGCUGUGGGCGCACCAGGCUUGAAAGGAGUGCCUGGGGUCAAGGGAGAGAAGGGUGAGAUGGGGGGUAAGGGCUACUGUGGAGAUUCUGGGGAGAGGGGGUGGAAAGGAGAAAAAGGUGAGGAGGGCAUGAAAGGAGAAAAAGGUAGCAAAGGAGAUAUUGGAACGGAAGGGAAAAGUGGCUCAGAUGGCCUGCCUGGGGCCCAAGGUAAACCAGGAGUUAAAGGAGAAAAGGGAGAGUUGGGUGCUUCUGGUGUCCCGGGACCUGUAGGGCCAAAGGGUGAGCUCGGGAGCAAAGGGGUCCGAGGGUCUAUUGGGAAGAAGGGCUCUCGGGGCCUAAAGGGCUCCAAGGGGGAGGUGGCCAGAGUCCCACGGUCGGCUUUCAGUGCUGCCUUAUCUAAGCCUUUCCCCCCUCCAAACGCCCCUAUCAAGUUUGACAAGGUUCUCUAUAACGACCAAGGGAAUUACAGCCCUGUCACCGGGAAAUUCAACUGUAGUAUUCCUGGGGCGUACGUUUUUUCCUACCACGUCACCGUGAGGGGCCGACCUUCUCAGAUCAGCCUGGUGUCCCGGAAUAAGAAGCAGUUCAAGUCCAGAGAAACACUCUAUGGCCAUGAAAUAGACCAGGCCUCUCUCCUCAUCAUCUUGAAAUUAAGAGCAGGGGACCAAGUCUGGCUGGAAGUUUCAAAAGAUUGGAAUGGGGUGUAUGUCAGUGCUGAGGAUGACAGCAUUUUUACUGGGUUCCUUUUGUACCCAGAGGAAAACCCUGGCAUUUCGCCAUAA
Messenger RNA from Hippopotamus amphibius kiboko, 1442 nucleotides. RefSeq names its product otolin 1 (gene OTOL1). Gene Ontology annotation, molecular function: protein binding. Bases 9 to 1442 code for a protein of 477 amino acids. Lineage: Eukaryota; Metazoa; Chordata; Mammalia; Artiodactyla; Hippopotamidae. The record is from RefSeq and is a predicted model, not a curated record. The transcript has 4 exons.